AUGGUGGUGGUGGAUAAGGUGGUGGUGGAUAAGGUGGUGGUGGAUAAGGUGGUGGUGGAUAAGGUGGUGGUGGAUAAGGUGGUGGUGGAUAAGGUGGUGGUGGUGGUUAUUGGAGGUGGAGGUGAGUGGUGGGUGGUGGGAGUGGUGGGAGGAGAGGAGAGAGGAGGGCGGCGAGAGAGCCAAGAGUGGGAGAGCACUGAGAGUGGAACAGCCCACUGCCAGCACAGUCCAACUGCUGCAGGAGGCGGAGGUGGUGGUGGAGGUGGUGGUGGAGGUGGUUAUUGGUGGAGGUGGUUAUUGGUGGUGGUGGCUAAGGUGGUGGGGGAGGUGGUUAUUGGUGGAGGUGGUUAUUGGUGGUGGUGGAUAAGGUGGUGGGGGAGGUGGGAAUUGGCGGAGGUGGUUAUUGGUGGUGGUGGAUAA
Messenger RNA from Eimeria necatrix, 420 nucleotides. RefSeq lists its product as hypothetical. The transcript has a single exon. The record is from RefSeq and is a predicted model, not a curated record. NCBI's taxonomy places the organism in Eukaryota, Apicomplexa, Conoidasida, Eucoccidiorida, Eimeriidae. Bases 1 to 420 code for a protein of 139 amino acids.